AUGCCUCUGAUCACUGAAUACCACUCUUCUCUCCCCUACAUCGACGGAGAGCCAGGAGAGCAAGCACGCGCCUCAGCUCAAAAGCUCAUCUCCGCAGAGCUGUCCUCCGACCAUGCCUCAACCCUCCAUCCAGCCAUACCCGCAUUACCCGAAUCCCGCUUUUCGCCGCUUAUCGAACAGGAGCUCGCUCGGAAAGAAGCUGGUCAGCCCAUGACUGGAGGAAUCGAUUUGUCUCGCUACGAAGCACCCGAAGCGCCAGAAGGGCCAUCCGGAAAUCAGGACGAUGCUUCUAAGAUGCUUCAAGAAUGGAAAGAUACUUUACGGAAGGCUUAUAUUUCCAGCUCGCAUUUGUCAAUUCGACACAACAACCUUGCCCUGCUUGAAGAAUAUGGAAAGAAUGCGUGGCUUAUCGGCAACUCUCAACUAGAGGAAAUCUUGCGAAGUGUUGAAAAGGAAUUGGCGGAGACCAAAGAGGCUGUGGAGGGUGUUCACAAGGAGAGGAAGCUGGCGCAAGAGUCUGGUCACGGAGAACUUGCCGGUUUGGAAGAUACCUGGAGACGCGGAGUUGGUUCUAUAUUGGAAGUUGAAGUUGCGGCAGAAGGCUUGAGACAGCAGAUUCUUGAGCGACGUCGUCAGCAAGCUCAGCAGUCUCACUAA
Messenger RNA from Talaromyces amestolkiae, 657 nucleotides. RefSeq lists its product as uncharacterized. The transcript is spliced from 2 exons. NCBI's taxonomy places the organism in Eukaryota, Fungi, Ascomycota, Eurotiomycetes, Eurotiales, Trichocomaceae. The record is from RefSeq and is a predicted model, not a curated record. Gene Ontology annotation, biological process: mRNA processing. The coding region runs from base 1 to 657 and encodes 218 amino acids. Gene Ontology annotation, cellular component: catalytic step 2 spliceosome; Prp19 complex; precatalytic spliceosome.